Messenger RNA from Phytophthora sojae, 246 nucleotides. RefSeq lists its product as hypothetical. The record is from RefSeq and is a predicted model, not a curated record. The annotation marks the transcript as partial. The transcript has 3 exons. NCBI's taxonomy places the organism in Eukaryota, Oomycota, Peronosporomycetes, Peronosporales, Peronosporaceae.
AUGAUAGGAAGAGCCGACAUCGAAGAAUCAAAAAGCAACGUCGCUAUGGACGCUUGGCUGCCACAAGCCAGUUAUCCCUGUGGAUCGAUAGGCCACGCUUUCACGGUUUGUAUUCAUACUGAAAAUCAAAAUCAAGUGAGCUUUUACCCUUUUGUUCUACAUGAGAUUUCUGUUCUCAUUGAGCUCACCUUAGGACACCUGUGUUAUCAUUUAACAGAUGUGCCGCCCCAGCCAAACUCCCCCCUG